Messenger RNA from Talaromyces rugulosus, 1557 nucleotides. RefSeq lists its product as uncharacterized. Gene Ontology annotation, molecular function: oxidoreductase activity, acting on paired donors, with incorporation or reduction of molecular oxygen, reduced flavin or flavoprotein as one donor, and incorporation of one atom of oxygen; heme binding; iron ion binding. Lineage: Eukaryota; Fungi; Ascomycota; Eurotiomycetes; Eurotiales; Trichocomaceae. The record is from RefSeq and is a predicted model, not a curated record. The transcript is spliced from 2 exons. Bases 1 to 1557 code for a protein of 518 amino acids.
AUGGCGGUCCAAUAUCCGCAGUUGGCCGUGGCGCUCUUGGGCGCUUGGAUCUUGUAUUCGCUCGUCAAGUCGAUUAUCUCGAACAUUCAAAAUCGCCGCAAAGCGCAAGCUCUAGGCUGUCUGCCGCCACAUGAUGUUGCGAAUUCCUUUUUAGGGAUCCCAGCAUACCUGGAGACUGUCGAAGCCGCUCGGCAGUAUAAACCGAUUCAAUAUGGGAUGAGCUUGCAUGCCCGCGGCGGAAAUACUUUCGUACAGACGGUUCUAGGAGCGCGUCAAAUCGCAACCUUUGAGCCUGAGAACGUCAAGGCAGUCCUAGCGACCCAAUUCAGUGACUUUGCUCUUGCAACCCGAAGUAAGGUUUUUGGGCCUUUUCUCGGGGACGGCAUCUUCACGUUGGACGGUUCUGGAUGGUCGCAUUCGCGCGCCAUGCUGCGCCCACAGUUUGCUAGGGAGCAGAUUGCAGAUAUCAGUAUGCUUGGAGAACACGUCGAUAGCCUAUUUGACACUAUGCCUUGCGACGGACGCCCAUUCGAUAUUCAGGACCUUUUCUACCGCCUCACUUUGGACACAGCGACUGAGUUCCUGUUCGGUGAAUCGACCUUUUGCCUGUCGCCUAGGAAAGCAGCAAGCUCUGGCCCGCUAUCCAAGACUAGUGGGGAGAAGGGCUUUGCUUAUGCCUUCAACCGGUGCCAGGAUGACAUGCUGAAUAGACUCCGCGCCCAAAACUUCUACUGGCUCAUUAACCCUCCCGAGUUCCGCAAGGCCGUGAAAACCGUGCACAAGGUCGUUGAGUACUAUGUUGACAAAGCCCUGGAAAAACGAAAUAGCUCUGAAGAGGAGAAGAGCAUUGACAGCCCCAACUCACGAUACGUCUUUCUUGAAGCGGUAGCCCGCGAGACCCAGGACCGCAAAAUCCUGCGCGACCAGAUGCUGAAUAUUCUGGUUGCUGGUCGAGACACGACCGCCAGUCUGUUGACCACGUCCUUUUUCUAUCUGUCUCGAAACUCUGCCAUCUGGGACCGCCUACGCUCGGAGAUCCUAGCCGUCUUCCCCGCGUCCGAGAACGACGACAAAAUCACAAUCGGCCAACUCCGCGAGGUCAAGUAUCUGAGAUACUUUAUUAACGAAGUCCUACGGCUCGUUCCGCCGGUGCCCUUCAACCAUCGCUUCGCGAUCAAGGACACUAGCAUUCCAUCCGGCGGUGGUCCGGACGGAAAAUCACCUGUUUUCGUCCAGAAGGGCAUGAAAGUCACCUACUCUGUCGCCGUGAUGCAUCGCCGCAAGGAUAUCUGGGGUGAUGACGCCGAACAAUUCCGCCCAGAGCGCUGGUACGAGAAGAGCAAACAUGGCUGGGAAUUUCUGCCUUUUAACGGCGGCCCUCGUAUCUGUCUUGGCCAACAAUAUGCCCUUGCCGAAGCCAGCUAUGUUCUCGUACGCCUUUUACGAAAAAUAGAGCGCGUGGAAAACGCACAACCCCAAAUCAUUGAUCCCCUUCUUAAGCUGCAGCUGACUAUGGGACAUGCAGAGGGAGUCAAGGUACGGUUGUAUGCUAACUAG